Molecule: messenger RNA, 2835 nt
Organism: Chaetomium globosum CBS 148.51
Lineage: Eukaryota; Fungi; Ascomycota; Sordariomycetes; Sordariales; Chaetomiaceae
Exons: 2
Coding region: 1-2835 (944 amino acids)
Molecular function (GO): microtubule binding
Source: RefSeq, a predicted model, not a curated record
AUGAACGAAUCCCCCCCGCCCCGGACUCCCGCGCACCUUGCGCCCGCCCGGGGCCGCCAACUCCACUCCGCUAUGUCCGACUCGUCGCCCGCCCGCCAACGGAGCACGGACGACCUCCUCGCGAACCUGAACCCGCGGACCGUCGUCAAUGCCUUCCGGAACCCCUCGGGGGGGCUGAAGGCUUGCCUGGCGGCAGCAACCCCGGCCGAGCAGGCCUUUGCGCUGAGGGUUGCGAUUGCAUCGGAUAAUAUCUACGCAUGGCUCGGCGAGCUCUCCGCCUGGCCUUGGCCGGCUGGUGGGGGCUCUGCGGGCUUUGAGAUGCCUAGGAGUAGAAGAUCAAAACUCUGGGACACCCUGCUCCCCACACAACACGAAUCCCUGGGUACACCAGACCAGGGAUACAAUGGAAGCAUUCCGACGGCCGACGUUGCGAGAUACGAGCGGCGCAUCGAUGAGAUCGCCCAGGGGCUGGAGGAGCUCGAGAUAGAAGAGAUCAAGAGCCAGGUUUUGAACAACCACAUCAUGCCCUUGUCCAGGCCGGGGACCCCCGUAAUGGGUUCUGGGCGCUCUACCAUGUCGCUGUCGAGCUUUGCGAUGUUGGAUGACUUGACUGCCAUCGUCACAGCCACCACCGUUCAAGCGCUGCCGAACCUUUCUAAACUCACCAGGCUCAUGAGUGCUUGGAAUUUUCGCCUUCUGGUGCUGCGUAAGAUCCCGGUCUUCUUGACGUCAAUUGCCGACGCCGAGGCCGCUCUCCAGUCGGGUUGGAAUGCGAUCAACACUGCCAAUCGCCAGAACGGGGCCACAUCCGCAGCCUUGUCUCGGGAAGCCUUUGACGUGAUGAAGUCUGUCCUGGGGCGCAAGGUGGCCAAGGCGGGCCGCGACUUGGAUGCCAUGCUGGAUAUCCUUGAAGGCCAGCCCGACACCCUACCGGAAGACUGGAUCGACCGGAUGGACACUUUGGAGCAUGCAUAUGGCGAAUGGACUGUGGCCUGCGACAGGAAAGUCCAGGAGAACGACUUGGCGGGGAUGGUCCAGCAGGUCGUCCCGCCCAGGGCAGCGCCCGAGCAGCCAUUGCGCGAGGGCACGGAUGGAAGUGCCCCCAGCGUGUCGCCCGUCUCCAACGGAUCCCCGGCAUUGGCACCUUCAGGGGAAGCACAGCCGCUGGCGAAUGCGUCUUCCCCGGAUAGCGACAGUGCACGGGAUCUUAGUCCCCCGCCGGAGGUCCGGCCUCCCGUUAUCAAGAUCUACCCAACCAUUGAAGAAGAGGAGACGCCCGCAACGGAGGGCGUCUACCCGGAUACCGAUAACGACUUCGAUCAAAGCGCAUCCGACGGAUCGGCCAGCGCUGAACCUUUUGUAAGAGCCAUCUCGGAGCCGCUGUCGACUGGCCCUAGCAACCGGAGGAUACUCGGGGAUGCGGUGGGCUUUUCCUCGACUUCUGACUCUGAGCUGUCGGACAUUUCGGAGAAUGAGGUGUUUCAGGCGGAGGAUCAUGACAGACGUGCUAGCACCGCCUCGGAGUCCUCGACGGUCCUGCACGAAGCUCCCAGCACGUUCGUGGACUCGUUCUCUAGUGAUCUUGUCGACCAGGGAACUCCUGAACGCCCUCGCUUAAGGCACAUGGACAGCACAGACCUCUCGGGUCUCGAAUCCUUCCGGUCGAGCACAAGGUCCAUGUCAGUGACCUUCAACGACAAGCCCACCAUCACGGAACUACCGAGCUUUGUCAGCCCUCCUGGUACCCCGACGAGAUCCAUGUUGGAGGAUGAGGAUGAUGUGACGCAGCCCAACACUCCGGCCGAAAAGGUCAUCCCCGGCAUGGACGACCAGCUCCAGCGCCAGAUCGGCCAGAUUCUGGAGUCGGUGCCAGCUAAGAUCCGACUGACUGCGGAGCCCCCAGCCGUCAACCUCAACCCGCCCGACUUCAAAAUGCCAAUCCCGCGCAAGAGCUCCAGGGGAGACGCCAUCCCUCGGACCCAAUCCAACAUGUCGAUGCGCUCUGCCUACUCCCGCUCCGCCACGCCCUCGUUCACCCUAGCGCCCGCCCGCAGCUCUCGCCCGCGCCACCGCGGCAACCAGGAGAUCAAGCUCUACCACCUCUCCCGCUCCAACGGCGAGGCCCCGAUCAAGCUCUUCAUCCGCUGCGUGGGCGAGCACGGCGAGCGCGUCAUGGUGCGCGUGGGCGGCGGCUGGGCUGACCUAGGCGAGUACCUUAAAGAAUACGCCACGCACCACUCUCUGGCGCUCCGUCGCCGCCGGCGCAGACGGCAAGAUCGAGGUCAAGGACAUCCCGCGGACUGGGUGCGCGCCAGCCCCUCCAACAACAACGAACCGCACCACCAUUCCCCCGCCUCGCGCCCCAAGACCCCGCUCGCCAGCGUCAGCCGCCUCGAAGCCACCCCGCCGUCGGGGGGCUCGUCGCUGCGCUCGCGCUCCAGCUCGCGGGUCAGCUGGGACGAGGACGAGGGCGCCGUGGCCCUGGGCAUGGCCGGCCCGCGCGCCAAGCAGAUCGAGAUGAGCGAGGAGAGCAAGGCGUGGGUCGAGAGCAUCAAGGAGAAGGUGCGCAUCGCUAGUGGCGAGCGGAAACCCUCCGGGUCGGCGGCGCUGCCGAGUAUUGCGGGGACGGUGGCGGGGGGGAGGGAAAGCGUGGGUGGUAGGAGGGGGAGUGUGGGUGUGGGUAUGGGUGUGGUGGGUAGUGGUGGUGGUGGUGGUGGUGGUGAUGAGGGGGGGUUGGAGGCGAGUUUGAUGGAUCGUGGGGGGGAGGCGAGGAGGGGCAUGUUUGGGGAGAUUGGGAAGGUGGGGAGUACGAAGAGGCUUUUUAGGCGCGGGUGA